Messenger RNA from Paramecium octaurelia, 741 nucleotides. NCBI's taxonomy places the organism in Eukaryota, Ciliophora, Oligohymenophorea, Peniculida, Parameciidae. The record is from the annotation of a GenBank genome assembly.
AUGAGAAGAGUGGAGAGUGCGAAUAAAUUAAUCAUGCAAAUAAUGCUAUAAUAUAUAAACAUAUGUUAAUUAAUAUUAAUUGUAAAAUAUACAAGCCGCAAAGAUGAAUUCGAAGUAUUUGAUAGCCAGUCUACACAGGAGUUUGUGUUAUUUGACAUAUUGUUUGAUACAGCUGAUUAUUUCGACAGUGCUGCUCGUUUAUGUAGGAUAAUGAUUGAGAACAUUAGGUCAUUUGGGAUCGACACAAGUACCCUUCAGAUUGAUAUAUUUAGAGUUUGGAGAACCCUCUUGUUUUGAUUUGCGAAGGAGUGUUGACUUUCACAAUUUGCACAGACUUAACACUCAAAGUACUGAUGGAAGGAAGAGUAUUAUAAAUUAAUAUUUUAUAUUUUAAUUAAAGGAAUUCUUCACAACAGCCUGGAAUGUGUUAGACUUUUGUGCAUUUUUGUCAAUCAUCUUGUGUAUAAGAUUGCAAUAUGAAGUGUAUUACGAUGAGAUUUUUGGAAUUUCCCUAAUUUCUAUGCGUUACUUGUCACUAACAGUCAGAAUGGUAGUUCUUCUCAAAUAGUAUAUCUUUGUUCUCCAUUUACUAGGUCUUAUUUUGUAUAGAUGAUGCAACAACAGCGAGAUAUUUUAAUUUUUAAAAGAUCCAAAAAUUAAGAUCUCAGUAUCUUGGAUAUGAGUUCAGAGAUAUUAAAUGAUUCCCAAUUUGUUGAAACUAUGAAACUUGUUAGUGAAUGA